Loa loa (African eye worm) is the source of this 369-nucleotide messenger RNA. RefSeq lists its product as hypothetical. The coding region runs from base 1 to 369 and encodes 122 amino acids. NCBI's taxonomy places the organism in Eukaryota, Metazoa, Nematoda, Chromadorea, Rhabditida, Onchocercidae. The transcript is spliced from 3 exons. The record is from RefSeq and is a predicted model, not a curated record.
AUGAAGGAAAGGGAGCAUUUAGCUCUUGCACUGUACGAUGUUAAACGAUUUCGGCAAAUUAAACCUGAGAAUUCGAUUCAGCUAUUAGAACUGUUAAACGAUGGUAAUCCGAUUUCUGCAGCAUAUGAACUUUCUGCGCCAGAUAAAGUUGUGCCUCCAUCGAUAACUGCGAGACAGUGUUGGUUCGGUGCCGGUCGUAUAUAUGCAAUUGCUGGGUUGCAAAAACUCGAUUAUGGGAAUUGCUGGGUCACAGAAAUUUGGUUAUGGGAAUUGCUGGGUUAUAGAAAUUCAAUUAUGGAAGAAUUGCAACUCGCUGAAACUUUUCACUUCAGGUCUAGCAAUAAGAGUGUGGAAGAAGUCACCAUGUAA